CAGAAGCAGCAGAAGGCACAGCAGGUUCCUCAGCACUGAUAUCUCUGUCUGCCCAGCUUGGAGAAGUUCUAGCAAACAUGCAGUCCUGCCGUAUGCGCUGUGCCCUCACCAUCCUCUCACUGGCCCUGGCAGUGAGCUCCAUCUCAUCUGCUCCCACAGAUCCGAGACUUCGCCAGUUCCUGCAGAAAUCACUGGCAGCGGCAGGGAAACAGGAGCUAGCCAAGUAUUUCCUGGCAGAAUUGCUAUCAGAGCCUUCCCUGACAGACAAUGAAGCGUUGGAAUCAGAGGAUCUGCCCAGAGGUGCUGAACAGGAUGAAGUGAGAUUGGAACUAGAACGAUCUGCAAACUCCAGUCCAGCCUUGGCCCCCAGAGAACGCAAAGCUGGAUGCAAAAACUUCUUCUGGAAAACCUUCACGUCCUGUUAGCUUCCACCUCUCCCUUCCCUCUGAUCCGAUAUUUUCCUACUCCCUCUAUCCCAAGCAAAGCCUUCACUGCAGGAGCCGGAGACUGUAAAUACCACACAGUUAUGGUGAAUAAAAGAUAUUGAUUUGGAGUUGUUUAAUAAAACUUUUAGUUGAAAUUGUACAUGAUUUGCUUGGGUUGUGAUUUUUCGAUAGUUCUUAUGAUAUGCACUCUGCCAUUCACACAGAUGUACUAUUUUUAAUUAUUUGUUGCAAUAAAGUUUGUUUCAAACUCUA
Molecule: messenger RNA, 698 nt
Organism: Pelobates fuscus (common spadefoot toad)
Lineage: Eukaryota; Metazoa; Chordata; Amphibia; Anura; Pelobatidae
Gene: SST
Product: somatostatin
Exons: 2
Coding region: 78-425 (115 amino acids)
Biological process (GO): regulation of cell migration
Cellular component (GO): extracellular region
Molecular function (GO): hormone activity
Source: RefSeq, a predicted model, not a curated record